Messenger RNA from Gongylonema pulchrum, 162 nucleotides. The record is from the annotation of a GenBank genome assembly. Lineage: Eukaryota; Metazoa; Nematoda; Chromadorea; Rhabditida; Gongylonematidae.
AUGGAUUACAUACUCUCAGUUUUGGAGCUUGAAAAGGUUACGGUUGUCGAUACGAGUGAAGCAAAUGUUCCACCAAAUAUUGUGGAAAUGACUUGUCCUGGGAAACCGAUCAUAAUGUAUCAAGAACAAAAAAAGGUAAACUUUUUAUUACAGUCGUUGUGA